ACUUAACGCAGAACCAGCUGCUUACCGAUGGUUAUUCAAAAAAUUGUUGCCUGAUCAACCUUAUACCCUAAGAUCACGAGAUGUUGGUCUUCUGUGAUAUUUUUGAUUUCAAAAUACUUAUAUUUGCCUGUUUAUUGGCAUUUUUGCCAAAUAAUUUAGCAAACAAUGUAAAUGAAGGUGCAGAAUCACUUACUCAACAGAAUAUUGACAUGACGCUUGCAUCAAAUGAAUUGGUAUUUAUAAAUUUUUAUGCACAAUGGUGCCGUUUUAGUAACUUGUUAGCACCUAUUUUUGAAGAAGCUGCAACUAAAGUAAGAAAUGCAUUUCCUGAACCGGGAAAAGUGGUAAUGGCAAAAGUGGAUUGUGACAAGGAAUCCUCCAUUGCUUCAAGGUUUCACAUUACUAAAUAUCCAACAUUGAAAGUCAUAAGAAACGGUCAACCAACAAAAAGGGAAUAUAGAGGUCAAAGAUCUGUAGAAGCUUUUGAAGAAUUUAUAAAGAAACAACUCGAAGAUCCGAUUAAUGAAUUUGAUGAUUUGAAGGAUUUAAAUAAUUUAGAUGAUAAGAAACGAAUGAUUAUUGGAUACUUUGAUAGGAAAGAUGUUCCUGAAUAUGAAAUGUUUAGGAGGGUUGCUACUAACCUUAAGGAUGAUUGCCAAUUCCAUGUCGGCUUUGGGAAUUCAAGCAGAGCUAUGCAUCCCCCAGAAGAACCUAUUAUUGUCUUCCGUUCAGAUAAAGCACUUUCUAAUGACGAGGACGAGACAUACCAUGGUAGUUUAAAAAAUUUUGAUGAAUUAAAUGUUUGGGCACAAGAGAAAUGUGUUCCUCUGGUCAGGGAGAUCACGUUUGGAAAUGCAGAGGAAUUAACAGAGGAAGGUUUACCCUUUCUCAUACUCUUUCAUGCACCUGAUGAUAUCGAGAGUGUUAAAAUGUACAAAGAUGUAGUCGCGAAAACAUUAAUCGAUGAGAAACAGAACGUCAAUUUCUUAACUGCAAAUGGUUUAAAGUUUGCUCAUCCUCUUCAUCAUUUGGGGAAAACUCCAGCAGAUUUGCCUUUAAUCGCGAUAGAUAGCUUUAGACACAUGUACCUGUUUCCAAACUUCCAUGACAUUCACGUAGAAGGGAAACUAAAGGGUUUUCUACAAGAUUUGUAUUCAGGAAACUUGCAUCGCGAGUUUCAUUAUGGGCCAAGUCAUAAUACCAACGAAGUACCACAAAUUGUCGAACAGAUUAAAGUACCGACAACGCCGCCAGAAUCCUCAUUCAAAAAACUAGCGCCCAGUAAAAACAGGUAUACAUUACUCAGGGACGAAUUAUAAUGAUAUAGUGAUACAAUAUCCAGAUAUUAAGAUUUUUACAAUUUUGGUUAAUCAAUGUGUUAGUUACUUUACUUGAUGAAAUCCAAAUUUAUUGUAUUAUUAAAUUGAAGUUCUAAUCGAGUCACACUUGCGUGUAAAGUAUCCUUAUCGUUUACACAGUAUUCUUGUACAAUUAAACGAUUAUUUAAUGUAUUUUAAAAGGGAAAAAAAAUUUCUGUGGUCAAUUUCAUGUUAACAACUCCGGAGAAAGUAUGCAUAAUUGUCUCUACCAAAUGUUAUAUACAUAUUAUCUAAACUCUAACCUGUAAAGAAUUGAUUACUAACGAACACGCAUAAUCAAAACUGUCAUAGAGGUAUCGUGAUUUCAAAUAGUAAAUUUUUAUCCUAUUUUUCCAUCACACGUGCUUUUUAUAUCAACUUUCCUUUCUUAUUGAACGUAAAGAACGGUAACAAUUCUUAACACGGAAUCAUUAUUGAAUGCUAGAGGUCGUUGUAUCUCCCUGUGUCAAUAUUCGUGGUGAUUAAUUCGUAGCACUUAACUUGUAACGCGUCAUAAUUAUAGAAUACUGUUAUGGAAAAGUGAAUACAACAAAUGGGAAUUGCUCAUCCAUAGGCGAGGCAUUGUAAUAUAUCGUUCCAUAUAAACAAACAAUUUUAAGUUUUACACUACCAAAUGUUCUGCUAAUCGAUGACUGCGUUAACGGCCUUUGGUCCCACGUCGUUCUAUGCCUCUCGAUUUAAUGAGAAUUUAGUAACCCCAAGUUACUCAUAAUGCGGUAGUUACUUGUUUUAAAGGUUUUUUUUUUUUCUGGCACAAAACAUGAAAUCACGCGGUACGCGGUAACAUAAUGCUUAAGAGAUGAACGAACGUCGACGAGUAAUAGAUUCCGCGAAUAAUCGACGAGCCGUUGGUUCGACCAUGUUCGAUUUUUGAUAAUCCCCAAGCGCAUGAGUGAGUGAGGACUUUAGGUCGAUUGUUUUGUUUAGAGUAAUCGCUUCUUGGGCAAAGUAUUUUAGAAUCCACGCAUCGGUGAAUUUCAAAUGUUUAAAAUACUUGAAUAAGAAUAAGAUUAACGAUAGUAACUGUAUUCAUUUCGUACGAUAUAGCACUAAGAUACUCCUAAGAAGCUAAUUAAAGCAAAUUUGUAUGGAUGAAGGUAUUAAUUUUUCUGUUAAUAAAGAAUUUCUAAGUCAGAUAUGUACGAUGCUUUUACAUUAAGGGAAUUAUGUCACUAUAGGAGAUCGAAGAAAUUUAACUUUUUUCAAAUUCGUUUUCCAUAAGUAAAAAUUUUCGAGAAUAUUUCAUGUGAAAACUUAAAUAUAAAUAAUAGUAAAUCUGUUUGAGAGACAUGCCCGACCUAGGGAACCUGCAGUAAAGGCAAGAAAUCACUACUGCUUGAGGAUUUUAACCUUCAAUGAGCACUAUGCGUAUUGUAUAGAGUACAACAAAUGUAAUUACAAUAUAUUCUAGUAAAAAUGGCCGGUUGAAAGAUAUGCAGCGCCUUAGACAACACCGAUCAAAUGACGCUCAUCUCAUACUUACAAUAAAAUUUGUAUUCUUUAGGAUUACUAUUACUUAUUAAUACCUAUGCGUUAAUGCUUUUUAUGUACAUUUGAAAAAUAAUUACAAACUAUUUAACUAUAGUAUCAUAUGAAUAUACGCGUCAUAAUUUAUAAAAUGUAAUUCACGGAGUUUCCAGUGCUUUUAAUCAUUUGUGAGAAAUAGAGCCAACAUUAUGACUAAGUUUUAACCAAAGAAACGAUUCGAUUUAUCGAAUUCUUAGAGCAUAGAUCGGUAUGAGUUUUAUAUCACGGAAUACGAUCGAUAUUGUUUCAUCG
Messenger RNA from Colletes gigas, 3158 nucleotides. RefSeq names its product endoplasmic reticulum resident protein 44 (gene ERp44). The coding region runs from base 81 to 1319 and encodes 412 amino acids. The transcript has 6 exons. The record is from RefSeq and is a predicted model, not a curated record. NCBI's taxonomy places the organism in Eukaryota, Metazoa, Arthropoda, Insecta, Hymenoptera, Colletidae.